CAGAGGAGAAUGUUGAUUUAAACAAAACGGCUGUUUUUUUGGCUUGUCCUGUGAACAACAUGCCCAGGCUGGCACUACUGGUUCUCCUGGCGUUGCUAGGCAACACGUUAGGUUUUCUACACAAAAGUGCCUGCUUGAUUGAUCCCAUCUCUCGCGGCCACACAGGAGAGUAUGAGCAUGACGACGAGGAGGAGAGGAGGGAGGAAAUGUUCCCCUCCGGUCACCAGCACGCGGCCAUGCCGGGCGGGAACGGGAGAGGAGGCCACGAGGAGGACGACGAAGAAGAAGAAAACCACGGGCGGGGUCAUCCUGUGGCUCGGCCAGUCGCCCGGGUGCAGGGGAGGUCUGGGUACAGGGACGAGGACGGGGAGUGGGAGGACGCCAGGAGGAGGAGGCAGGCGUUGUCUGGCCACCGACCGGAUCUAUUGGUGGGGCAGAUAGCGUGUCCUGGCCACACCAUCCACCUGAUCAAUGUCGUGAUUGGUUACUCUAACAGCCAUCUUUGUAUACAGUCCAAUUCUGAUACCCCCCCCCCCCCUUCACCACUUGUUCUCUCCGCGUCCCCACAGGCGUACGAAGGCUGCCAGGCAGGGUCCCCUAAGGCCACCCAAGUUCUACAUUGCCAGGGAGAGACGGGCACCUGCCAGGUUGCCAUACGUAGAGUUGAUAUGCCAAAGUGUGGCCAAACUGUCAACUUCGCCGUGAUCAACUACGAGUGUGUGCCAGAAGCCAAAAGAGUCAACAUUUGUGCCCCAGCAGACCGAGACGUCACCGAUGGUGUUGUCAUUACCUCCCCUGCUUACCCGCAACUUCCUGUCUCAACGUCUGCCGUCAGCGGAAGUGUGACGUCAUGCGAAUGUACACUACGCGCUGAAGCGGACUCACAAAUUGUGAUGGAAUACCUCAGGAGUCACCUGCCCGGGUCAGGGGUCACGUGUGACGGCGACAUGCUCGUGCUGGAGCGACCCGAUCCCAAGACCGCGGGUCGUUACGUCAUGGAGCGCGAGAUUUGCGGCCACAAUGUCUCCAGUGACGUCAUCAUACAUGACAGCAUACUGCGCGUGACGUAUCUGGGCGGGGCACCUUUGGUCGGGGACAAGUCAGGGUUCAUUGCAAAGUUCAAAGCGUUGAGCAAGACAGGCGCCAACACCGUCUUCCAUAUUUCUUGUCAAGAGCCGCCGACAGUAGGAGCUAACUCUGGUAAAGUCUCGGGUGCCCAAGCUAAAGCCAUCUACCAGCAACAGGCAGGCAGGGGCGAGUCACCGCCUGCCGUCGCAGGUACUGACGCAGGGGAUUCCGCAGGCACGUCACCAGGUAUUCUCUCAGGUGUAGUGGCGUCUCUGGCCUCUGUGAUUGUCAUCAUGGGCUCGGUGGGGGCGGCGCUACUGCACAGAAGACGACAAAAGAAAAGGCGGGAACUCGAAGAACUGGAGAGGUACGGAACAGGAAGUCAGAACUGGUACGAGUAUGGCGGAUCUACCAAAAGUGACGCUCCGUAUUAUGGGUAA
Messenger RNA from Physella acuta, 1508 nucleotides. RefSeq lists its product as uncharacterized. The record is from RefSeq and is a predicted model, not a curated record. NCBI's taxonomy places the organism in Eukaryota, Metazoa, Mollusca, Gastropoda, Physidae.